UCAUGCUGCUGCCAGGUCCAGAGUCUCUCAUGGGUCCCUGUACGGCCUCCCAUUGCUGCUGUCUCCAUCGCCACACUCUGCCAUGUGCCACUUUCAGGUCUCCUCACACUGCUGGUGUGUUCCAUUUUUUGUCAUAGGGUGCUGGCAGAUUACGGGCCUCCCAUAGCUGCUGCCAGGCCCCUAAUCUGCCAUGGGCCCCUAUACCGCCUCCUCAUGCUGCUGCCAAGUCCAGAGUCUCUCAUGGGUCCCUGUACGGCCUCCCAUUGCUGCUUGUCUCCAUCGCCACACUCUGCCAUGUGCCACUUUCAGGUCUCCUCACACUGCUGGUGGGUUCCAUUUUUUGUC
Messenger RNA from Staurois parvus, 345 nucleotides. The record is from the annotation of a GenBank genome assembly. NCBI's taxonomy places the organism in Eukaryota, Metazoa, Chordata, Amphibia, Anura, Ranidae.